AUGCUAAAGGAGCACACCUAUCCGCGCACUGACGGAUUACCGCAGUUUCUAGCUGCGAUUGGCUCGACACUGAAGGAUUUAACACUCCAUGGGCCUCGGCAGGAAAUUGACGAGAACUUGAUUGUUCGGAACUGCACAAACCCUCAUACGCUGUCGCUAUGCGGUGGGAUUGUAGACGUCCAACUGAACUUGAGCGACUACCGCUACAAGAACUUACCAAUUCCCGAGAUCAAAUGCCACUGGUACGAUGUUGUUCGGCGACUACGAUUGCGUCUAAAUGAUCGAUGCAAGCACUGGAAACGCGUUGCGGGUGGCUAUGACUUCAAUCGGUUGCCAGAGGAUAUGAAGGCGAUGGCUCGUAUGCUGACAGUGAACCGGCACCUCGCGUACCUUGAUGUCCUGAUGCUAACAGGUCAUCGCAAGCACGGGAAUCUGUUGAAGAAACAUCAUCUCAAGCCUAUCGAUCGUCCAGCGAAACUUGAUCGAGGUGUCAAGCUGGCGUUUCUAAGUGCCAUCUCGGCUAGAAUGAUGCCAGCUGAAGCUGCUACGAGCAAGAGAGCGCGUCAGACACCAGGAAUCGAAUCUGUGGCCGGGGGUCUGGACCAACGGGUGAUAUCCCAGACCUUUUCAUUUGCGGGGCCCCCAUUGCUUCGUCGAGUGUAUCUCCGCAUAACCAAAUACUACUGUGAACCGUACGACGACUUUUAUGGCGACUACGACGAAGAAGACGAUGGCGAUGGAGAGGAAAAAGAUGGCGCUUAG
This is a messenger RNA of Phytophthora infestans T30-4, 762 nucleotides long. RefSeq lists its product as uncharacterized. The transcript is spliced from 3 exons. The coding region runs from base 1 to 762 and encodes 253 amino acids. The record is from RefSeq and is a predicted model, not a curated record. Lineage: Eukaryota; Oomycota; Peronosporomycetes; Peronosporales; Peronosporaceae.